AUGGAAGCCAUAAGAAAGCAGGCCACGAGGCUAAGGGAGCAGGUCGCGAAGCAGCAGCAGGUAUCUCUUUUUCCAGCCGCGGAAAGCCCUUCUUCCUCGUGGUCACAUCUGGUCGCUUUCCAUUGUCCCGAACCUUUGUUUGAUUAGAUUCCGAGACCGUGAAUCUAGGCCGAGAGCUUGAGGGGGGGGACCCUGAAGGCUUUGUUUUGUAAUCUUCGUGUUCGUUCGCUGCGAAUUUUCGUGUGCAAUGCGCGCCAUCUACUUCUGGAAUCCGCAUACUAUGGAGAAUGAUGAUGCGAAUGAUUUCAUCUGUUUUUCCGUCUUGCCACUUUCCCGUUAUGGCCUUUGAGAGUACCCUAGCCUUUGGGCCUGUUGAUUUCCAGUGUAUAUUUUUUAUCUUUUGACUUCUUAUUUUAUUUCUCUUUUAAGAAAAAAUGGUGGUUCCUUUUUGUGCUUAUAACAUUUUGAUUGGUACCGGGAUACGUAAUUGGGCAGUCUCCAUUCUUUCUCGUCUGACAUAUUUGCGUUGUAUUAGUCAAUGCUGUGCUUUACAAUGCUGUUUCUACUUGCGUUCCUUCUCACGACAUCCUUAGAAGGAAGGAUGAUGCAUGAUAACUGGCUCCUUCCUCACUGGUAUACUCAGUCAAGUGCUGACAAAUCUAGAGUUCUAAAGUACACCUUCAUUCUUGCACAGUUUUUUGGAUCAGGUUUUAAAUUGUACUAAUAAUUCCCUAAUGUAGUGAAGAAGCAUGCAUAUAAUAACAAUGACGACAAGAAACCAGACAGUAUGAUCAAGGCUCAGGGAACUGGGUGGGAUCCGUGGAUGUCAGGGUUUGAUCCCACCUUAGAUUUAAUUGGACGAGUGGCUGUUUUGGGUGAAAUUGAAGGAGAUAACAUUAGUUUCGUAAAAUUUUGAAGUGCAUAUAUUAUUUUAUUGAGGAAAAGGGACGAAAUCAUACUUGAACAAGUCAGUUUUAUGAAAUGAGUGUUUCUUUUAUCUCUCUUCUAACCUGUUCCAUUUCUUUGUAUGUAAUGACCACAAUGGUCCUCUCCUUUCGUCUGUCAUUCGUUUCUUAUCUUCCUCUCUUUCACUCUUUUUCUUCUUCCACCAGCUUUUUCUCUUUCACUUAUCUUCUUUGUUGUCUUAUUUUAUUCUUUUUCAUCUCCUCCUCUUCGAUUUUGAUUAAUUCUCCACCCACAACAGGGAGAGUUAGGAUGCUGUAUAAAAGACUCAAUUGGGAAAUUUAGCUACGAAAAAGGGUUGGUAAUGAGCUUGGAAAAUAGGUCGCCUUUUCUGCUUUUUUUUCCUCCCUGAACAUUUGACCUCGUUCUUAGGGUUCUCUUUUUGGUUACCACUUGGCUCUUGAGAUACCAGUUCAAGGCACUGUUACCUUAUCUUUUGGAAGUCUCCUGGGAACUGGCGUUUAUAAUUGUUAUGGGAUACCCUUUUUUGUAGAAAUGGUACAUGCUAAAGUCUGCAUACCACUCUCAAUAUUCUGUUUUUGGUAGCUCUAUUGGAACCUUGAGAUGCCUGUACGAGUUACACCCAUCUUAUACUUUGAUAGUGGUCGCGGAAUUGUUGACUAUCUGAUUUAAGCUAAGCAUUUUGCAGAAACAAGGCCUUUCGGUGGCUUCAUUUCAAUACAGUCAACAGCGGACAGUUGCCAUGAAAUGGAUUACUUGUCUAUGUAUUAAAAUCUAGUUUUUUCCUCUUCACAUUGGAUGCUUGUUAAGUUCAGGGAGACCUAUGAAAUUUUUCCCAGUUUGUAUCCGCUUGUACUAUUCUUAGGAGAUUGUUUUUCUAACUUUCAAAUGAUUUAUGGGGGUUCUGGGUACUUUGAAGUGAGUUGCCUGGUCAAGAUUGAGUGGACGUCUAAGUCACAAUUGAGGACCCCGACUUAUCCACUUCAUUGGAUUUUGGGCUAGUAUGAAGAAUGAGGUGGGGAAAGAGUUGUUGAACAUAGAAGAGAAUCCUCUAUCAGACUUUGUUACUGUGUUGUUGAUGGUUUGUUUUUGUGAAAACGCAUUUUGAAUUCUUCGACCAUGAGUUGUGUGUAGCAGAACUUAAGGUGAUAAGAUAAAACCUCUUUGAUGACUGGUUAGUUAUAUAAAAAAAUAACGCUUACUCUUCUUAAAACCAUUUCUUUGUGGUCGUAGAAAAUGGAAGAAUGACCUUUUCUCCUGAUGGUAGAGCAUUGUUUCCCUUGUAAAAACUUAGUCUGCAUUUUUUUGCAUUAUUUCAUUUCCUAGCAUGAUUUAAAAUAAUUUUUAAUGCUUCUAAUAUUUCUAGAGAGAGUAAGUCUAUUUUGUUGCUUCAGGACUGAAUAUGAGUCAGAAUGAAAGCUAUAAUAUGCCCUUCGUUUAUAGAUGCGUCGCAUUACUUUUAUUAUUCCAGUACUACUAAUUAUAAGUUUAAAAUCUGGAUGAUGAAGGAUUUCUUUUCAGUUAGUUGAAUAAAUAUUAUCUGUCUUUGACCUAUCCCAUACCUUUUAACGUCACGCUGGACUUGCCUUUCUUUGGUGAUUAAUCUUUGUUUUCCUAUUGUCUUGUUUUGGGCAUUUAUAGUUUAAGCAUGUAAUAUGAUUAUUUCUGGGAUGUCUUGGGUGUAAUUUGAUUGUUUCGUUUUCUCCAUUCAAUUUUCAAUUCAGGCUGUCCUCAAGCAGUUUGGAGCUGGGAGCUAUGGAGGUUCAGAUAAUAUAAUUACUGAUGAAGCUGAAUUUUUCCACCAUCAAAAGCUCGAAAAACUUUACAUAUCAACUCGAGCUGCCAAGGUCAAGUUUCCUUAGUUCAAUGGUGUCACGGUUUUUUUAUUUUUUGAAGAAACUUUUGCCUUUAUCAUUCGUAUCUUUCCUCACUUAUGGCUUUCUCUCUUAAUCAGCAUUUUCAAAGGGAUAUAGUUCGUGGAGUUGAGGGCUAUAUUGUAACUGGUUCCAAACAAGCUGAGAUAGGCAAGCCAGUGAAAAUAAUCUUUUUCCUCUUUAAUAUUGUUGCUACUUUUACUUAUAACCUUUCGUUCAGGUACUAAGCUAUCAGAAGACAGUAGGAAAUAUGGUGUUGAAAACACAUGUACCAGUGGCAGUACCUUAUCAAAAGCUGCAUUAAAGUUUGGAGGAGCUCGCUCACAAAUAGAAAAGGAACGUGCGAAUCUCCUUAAAGCUUUGGGCACUCAGGUUGGUUAAAAAUCAACUACUUUCUUGUUUUUGGAGUUGUACCUAUUUAUUUCAGGGAAGAUUGCACUGAUUAGAAAAAAAAGAAUUUUUGCCUUGAUAAAGUGUUAUAUGUGAGAAAUCGACUAGUCGAUUUGUAGUACAUAACCUUUCUAACGAAGUGUACUGGCUUCUCCAUUUCUCUUCUGAUUCUAUUGUGUGACAUUGUUCUUCUUUUUUUCGUCUAUUUAUAUCUUCGGCUAUUGUUUUCCUUCCUACCCCCUCUUUUCAUCUUUUUCAUCUCUUCAAUCAUUAUUUUGCACUAAUUUGGAAAAAUAAUCUGAGAGUUGUUUUGCUUACAUCAGAUUUUUUAGCACUAUAUUGUAUCGUCUCUUCAUGGUUUUUAUUCUGAGCUUAAGAAAUGGUAGAGUAGGACACUUUAUGUUCAACCUAUUUGUUCACUCAGCAGCGUUGGUCUUUGUUGUCAGCCAGUCAUCAUUUUGUUAUUGUAUACAGGCCACAUUUUGCAUGCAAGGCCUUUUUGUGUUGUCAAUUCCAUGACCUCCCAGUUAUUUAAAUGCCAUCAUCAUUGACUAUACUGGAACUUUAGUGUACGAGCUUGAAUUCGUAACCUUAGUACACAGUGAAAAGUUAUGAACAAAGUAACAGAAUCAUGUCCAUAGAUCUUUUAUCUUACUGUUUACAGAUCAGUUGCGGUACCACUUUUAAUCCAUUGAUUUAGGAUGUGCUAAUGAGACCGCUGAAUUUGGACUGGAUCCUGGAUCAACCGUGACGAACCCUUGGUUGCAUCUGAUUCAAUCGGUUGGAACCGACCUGAAGGAAAUUGGUUGAUUUUGGUGAAAAUAUCAAGUAAAAGGAUUAUGUUGCAGAGGUAUCAUAACGUACAGGAGUUUUCUACGAGUUUCUUUUAGGGGAAUGAUCCCCAUCCGCUGAUCUAAUCUGUUGUUAGGAUUCAUUGAAGAUUGCUCGUCAGGAAGGAGGCUUGGGCGCGCCUUCCCCUCUCUUACAUUGAAGCUGGUUUUUGGUUCCUUGAAUAAUCUUAUGUUAUAGGAGUCCCUUUCGCAUUCCAACUAUCUUAUGCUUUUUGAAGAUCAAGCGUCGUAUCCACUCAAUUAUGUCCUUUAUUCUGUGGUUGUGAAUAGUCUGAUGGCAGCUAGAUAAGUAUCUAAAAUACUCCUGCUAUUCAUAAUAGCCAUCUGACUUAUAUGAUUCUGGCACCCUCUGCUUUUAACAAAUGGUUAUUUUUGGUUUUGGUUCAUAGAUGUGAGUUGGGUUUGACGAAGGUAUUCGUCAAAAGGCCCUGUUUGGGGUUGGGAGAGGGGGGGUUGUAUAUAUAUCGACUCGAGAUGUAACCCUAGAGCGAUUAAUCAAAAGAAAACUUCCUCUCUCUCUCUCUCUCUCUCUCGAUUUGAUUUUCUGCUUCGAUCUUGUUUGUUUGUUGUGUUUCUGUGAUAUUCGAUUCAACAGUAAUAAAAUGUGUUGAGUUUAAACUUUUGAUCAACCAUCUUGAGAUUCAAACUCUGACCUUAAAGAUGAUCUUUGAUAAUCUCUUAAACAUUUUGAUAGAAUCAUAGUAAUUUUUUAACCAAACAUGCUUCAAUAUAUCUUUCCUGAAGAUUUGAUGUCAAGGUUAAAAAAGUUUCGUAUCUCUCGUGGUAUCUAUUGUGUGAAAAAAAAUAAAUGAAAUCGGUGGUUCUGAUUCAUCUCCUUUCCUUGAAUUUUGCCUACUCCACCAUAUCAGAGUCACUAGGCAAAACUUUAUUAGACAAUAACGCACGACCCUAAUCGUGUAACUACUAUAUGGGCUGACCCGGUCCAUACUAGACAAUAUAACAUAGUUCUAGCACUAAUUCUGGGUACUUUCAUAUCUGCCAAUACUUAUCGUAAUUGAUAAAUAUUUCAGCAUUGUUCUCAACAAGUGAGUAGGGCUGACACUAAUUUUGAUUCUGAUUGUGAUUUGGAUUAGUAUUAUUGUAACUGCCUGUUUCCCGAUGAAAAGGUUAAAUGAGAAAAGAUAAGGUAGAGGAAUGUAUACAGAAGUUGAAUGGGAAAGAGGAGCAUAAAAAAGAGUUGAAAUAAAACGAGAGAGGAGCAAAAGUUUACCCAUUAUGAAUAUAAGGGUGGGAAUCUUGAAAAACAGCGACAUGUAUACCUUCUGAAAUACAUCAGGAGAUACCCAUAGUUAAUGAUGCUUCAUGCAAAAGCUUCAUACUUAAUCCUGGUGAUGAUGAAAUCUCAUUUUCUCUGUGCAGGAUCUACAGAUCGCUAAGAAUAUAUUUUUGGUAGAAUGCCACCCUUUUAGCAGACAUUUGGCAGAUAUCUACGUACUCAUUGUGCAUUCUAGUAGCUCCCUACCUUAUCUACGUGUUGCAUCUUGUUCCAAGAAUGGUUGACUGGCACAUGAUUGCUUAGAUGAGUAUGCUGUCCAAGCAUAUAUUAUAUCAUUUUCUUUGGUGAUUCGGCCAACGUUCAAGUGGUUUUGUAUAAAUAUUGAGAAGUUACUGAGGGUUCGUGGAUGCAUCUCAGUCAUGGCCAAAUGUUGGCUUUGAUAAUUUGAUACAACUGCUAUCAGUGAAUACUCCUGGCCUCCUUCAGGGCAAUCAGAUCCCUCGAGCAGCUCAAACUCACCCAUUUUGGUUUUUUAUUUUUGUAUCCAUUUUCUUAUUUUUGAUCUUCGAUUAGGUCUAAUGUCAUCGACCAUCGCUCAUGAUAUUUCUCAUUGCUUCCAUUUCCUUCCUUUUUUUAGUGUGUUGCUCCAUUAAUCGGGUUAAUGCCACAAUUUUCAGGUCGCAGAGCCAUUAAGAGCGAUGGUAAUGGGUGCUCCGCUGGAGGAUGCGCGUCACCUUGCACAGCGGUACGAUAGAAUGCGACAAGAAGCCGAAGCUCAGGUUUGCUUAUGCCACGCCACAUUUUAACUACUUAUUUUAUGAAGAAAUUAUUAAAUUUCACCCGAUUUAGCUAGACCUAGAUUCCCCUUUUAGAGCUGAAAAUUGCUCAUACUCUUGGCCCUUUUAUGCGAUGAUUGCUUGCUACCGGCAUAUUUCCCACGGUCUUUGAGAAUUUUAUUUUAUUUUUAAAAUUAAAAUAGGAGCACAAUUUCUAUGCUUAUGAUUUGUUUGGAUGUUUUUUUCAUCAGAGAUUAUCUGCAAUGGCCUUGUACUCUGAUUAUAUCAUUAUCUUGGGGCUUCAAUCCUCAUGCAGUCUAUCGAGGUGUUCAAGCGGCAGAUGAAAACUAGGGAAUCCCCCGGAAACGUUGACCUCAUUUCAAGACUGGAAGCUGCUGACUCCAAGCUGCAGGAGCUCAAGUCGAGCGUAGCCAACUUGGGAAAAGAAGCCACGGCAGCCAUGGCCGCAGUGGAGGCACAACAGCAGAGGCUAACCCUACAACGGCUCAUUGCCAUGGUAUAUAAGCGAUGACUUCUUCUUCUUCUGCUUCUUCUUCUCAUUAAUAUCUUUGAUGGGUGAAGGUUGAAUCAGAGCGUGCAUACCACCAGAGAGUGCUACAAAUUCUUGAUCAGCUCGAGGGGGAGGUGAAUGACCGAUCCCAAACUGAUGGGCACCUCUGAUUUUUCUUUCCUUCUUCAUUCAACCCCUCGCUCUCUUUUCCUUUUCCGCGCUGUGGGAUUGUUUAGAUGGUGUCGGAGCGCCAGCGGAUCGAAGCCGCUCCAAGCCCGGCUGCCGACAGCCAGCCGCCGCCACCACCGCCUCCGCCCGCUCACUAUGAGGAGCCCAAUGGAAUGUUUCCCCCUCAAUCCUUCGAGAGCUCCACCGAAUUCGGCGACUACUUUUUAGGGGAGGUAGUACCCAGGAUUCAUCGCAUGGAAAAAUCUCCUCUUGCAGCUGAUCUUGCUCAGAAUUGCUAGAAAGAUGAGCCUGUGAUUGUGAGGAUUGAUGGCCCUCAUCCGCUGAUGCAGGUAAUGCAGUCGUACCGGGCAGAGUCCGACGUUGAGCUCAGCCUCUCCGUCGGUGAUUUCGUCGUCGUGAGGAAGGUAACCCUCGUCUGUACCACGCCAUGUUCUACACACUGCGUGCAUUGGAAAGAGAGAGAGAGAGAGAGAGAGAGAGAGAGAGAGUUCUCUAAUGAUGAUGAUGGUCGUUUCUGUGCUCGCAGGUGUCAAAUAAUGGAUGGGCGGAAGGCGAGUCCAGAGGGAAGGCGGGGUGGUUCCCUUAUGCGUUCAUCGAGAAGCGAGAGCGCAUUCUCGCCAGCAAGAUCGCCGAGGGCUUCUAG
Messenger RNA from Spirodela intermedia, 7395 nucleotides. The record is from the annotation of a GenBank genome assembly. NCBI's taxonomy places the organism in Eukaryota, Viridiplantae, Streptophyta, Magnoliopsida, Alismatales, Araceae.